CUUUUACAGAUGUGUACUCCAGGAGAAUCUAACAGAUUUGAUGACUUGGAGGAGGACGGUCUAAUUGCUAAUUUAGCAUCCAUAAAAUGUUCUCCUCUGAAAAGUCCUCCGUCAACUGAUGUCGCAUACAAUUCUUCAUCAACUGAUGUCACAGAAAGGCUUUCAUCAGCUGACGUUACAAACAGUCCUAAUACCCCAAAACAGAACGACGUUGAUGAAAAAGUGAUAAAAUCUCUCCGGCGAGUUGACACUCAGAUAAGUGAUGAGCUGGACACGAAGCCUACAUCUGAAAUCUUUGUGAGACACCAAUGGGAGGAUACAAUUCAGGGAGACGGACUUGGAGGAUUUCUUUGUUCAACUACCCUGAAAGACGGGACAAAUCUUCAUGCAUUUUGUUCCCUAGACGCUAAUGGUAUUCUAGCAAAAUCUCUUCAUGUGAAAGAAAAAGACAUUCUUGUAAGUCUAAAUUCUGCACAACUUUUGGAUCCCCCAUCUAUUAGUACAGAGGAUGUUCUGGAACUAUUUAGGACAUUGCCAAUAGGAGAACCAAUCAAUAUGGUAAUCUAUAGCAGGAAAACAAAACUCUUUACAUUUAUUGAUUUUCAACUGGAAGCCAUCAAAAAAGACGAAGUAGCAGAAGAUAUUAUGCUGAAGACAGCGUAUGUGAAGUUGACGUCAUCAGGACAUUUUCCCCCUACUGUUAAAGCUCUGCGGAUACCAAACCAACCGAAGUUUCUGGUGUUUGACGAAGGACGUCUCCAAUGCAGUCAAAUAAAUGACUUUUUAAGAGACUGUAGAUGUCAUUUCAUCGUAAAGAAGUCCCUAAAUGAAGACACCUGGCGUUUUGAAUACAGAUACCAAGUACAAAAAGAUACAUCAAAAUAUCUCGGCAUAAAAGGAAAUACACUGGACCUGAUGGACGAAUCAGACAAAGAAUUAACACUGUUUCAACAGGAGGAAAGAAACGGCCUCGUCCUAUUAAAACUUUCUAGGCGAAACGAUAUGACAGUUAGUUUUAAUGAAGAUCGUGGUGUCUAUGAAGUUCGCCCUCAUUGCUUUGAUCUCAAACCAGAACACGGAAUAAAUAUGGUGCGCACAAACUGUCCAGUGUAGAAAUUCAUCCAGCUGUUAAUCGAUGAUAUUUGUAAACUUCCGAAAAACAAGAUAUCACAAUUGUAUUGUAUUGAAGUAACUCUAGAAAUUAUAAAUUAUUUUUGAUGUGCUUUUUGAAUUAAAGCUGCACAAUUUGUAGUUGUUAAUUUGUCUUCGUCGUCUAUAGUCAGUAAAAUGUCUAAAUAAAACAUAUGUGGCAGACUC
Molecule: messenger RNA, 1317 nt
Organism: Saccostrea echinata
Lineage: Eukaryota; Metazoa; Mollusca; Bivalvia; Ostreida; Ostreidae
Exons: 10
Coding region: 10-1113 (367 amino acids)
Source: RefSeq, a predicted model, not a curated record